This is a messenger RNA of Phoenix dactylifera (date palm), 779 nucleotides long. RefSeq lists its product as uncharacterized. NCBI's taxonomy places the organism in Eukaryota, Viridiplantae, Streptophyta, Magnoliopsida, Arecales, Arecaceae. The record is from RefSeq and is a predicted model, not a curated record.
GAUGGUUGGUGAUAGCCAAACAUCCUAAGUUUUUAUUCAAAAGACAGGUGAAAAACUAGUGCGAUUCUUCCAGAUCUCUUCCCAAUGGCUCUUUCUCUCACCUUAAAGCGUUUGCCUUUUGCCAUUUCUCUGCUGUAUAUAGCUAUUUCCUGCUGUCAAGCGCAGCAGGCUGAUCCAGUUCAGAUUGUUGCUAGAGCAGCACUUUGUUUUGAUAAUCGACCCGUGCUUAACAACUGCCUGACAUCAAUGGGAGUAAAUGUUGGUGGUACCAACAGUUCAGCUCAACAAAAUAUUUCUACAACUACUUUCUGCAAUGGGCCUUGUUUUGGUCAAAUGAUGCUGAUGACCAAUUGUAUUAAUGGCAUUCUCUCAAACUUCCAAUUCUAUAACCCAGGAAUGAUGCAAGGGGUGCAAGCUAUAUUUCAAACUGCAUGCGGUCAAAAUAGUAACAAUGGUGUUGCUGCUAAUAAUAAUGGAGGUGGCUCAGGUGGGUCUGCAAACAUGGUGGGUGCAUCAAACUAUGGAAUUGAGCUUGCCAUCCCCAUGUACAUGUCUCUAUGGAUGCCAGCGCUUUUGGUUGCUAUUUGGCUCCUCUGAGUCAUGCCACAGAAAAGAAAAUAUAGUUAUACAGUGUUUCGCUGGCGGCAAAUUCUUGUUGGUCUCCAUAGACUGGAGAAUGUACAACUAAGAGAUGGAAAUUCUCUAUAUUUGGAUGGACCAGUUCACCAGCUGGAACUCUCUUUCCAUAUGUACUAAUAAUAUGAUCUUUUUUUCUUUUU